AUGUGGAUAUGGGACUCACAAGAGCAUUGGUUCUCCGCGGAGAUGGAAUUGGAGAAACAGAGCACCGACCAUGUGGUGAUGUUGAACAAGAGUGGUAAUCUUGAGUCUUUGGACCUGUCCUCAAACAAAUUAAGCGAGGCAAUACCGAAAGAUCUAGGAAACUUGGUUAAGUUGCACUACCUGAAUUUGAGCAACAACAAAUUGAGCAAAGAAAUUCCAAUUCAGUUUGAGAAGUUAUUUCACUUGUCUCAGUUAGAUUUGAGUCAUAAUUCUCUUGGAGGAGAGAUACCAUCACAAAUGAGCCAUUUGGAGAGCCUAGAGCAGCUAAAUCUCUCCCACAAUUCUCUUACUGGUUCCAUUCCGAAAAGUUUUGAGGAAAUGAGGGGUCUAUUGUAUGUUGACGUAUCCUACAAUCAGUUGAAGGGUUGCUCUAUUCCCAUUGUUCAUCGAGACAUAUCAAGCAACAACAUUUUGCUUGACGAGGAAUAUGUGGCUCAUGCUUCAGAUUUUGGCACUGCUAAGCUGUUGAAGAGAGACUCAUCCAAUUGGACCGAACUUGCUGGCACAUAUGGAUACAUUGCACCAGAGCUCGCUUAUACAAUGAAAGUUACAGAAAAAUGUGAUGUGUAUAGUUUUGGAGUGUUAGCAGUGGAAGUGAUUAAAGGAAAGCAUCUGGGUGAUAUAAUCGCCUCUCUAUUGUCUCAUUUAACAAGUGAGAGCAUGCUGGUGAAAGAUAUUCUGGACCAACGACUUCCACUUCCUCCUCCUGAAGUUGAGCAACAAGUGAUGACCAUUGUAAAGCUAGCAACUGCUUGCUUACAUGUCAAUCCACGAUCUAGGCCAUCCAUGCACAUGAUUUCCCAGUCGUUAGAUCAGUUCUAG
Molecule: messenger RNA, 882 nt
Organism: Mangifera indica (mango)
Lineage: Eukaryota; Viridiplantae; Streptophyta; Magnoliopsida; Sapindales; Anacardiaceae
Product: MDIS1-interacting receptor like kinase 2-like
Exons: 4
Coding region: 1-882 (293 amino acids)
Biological process (GO): protein phosphorylation
Molecular function (GO): ATP binding; protein kinase activity; protein binding
Source: RefSeq, a predicted model, not a curated record